Molecule: messenger RNA, 714 nt
Organism: Leptosia nina
Lineage: Eukaryota; Metazoa; Arthropoda; Insecta; Lepidoptera; Pieridae
Source: the annotation of a GenBank genome assembly
AUGGAGAGGGACUCGAAAAUGUUAGGACUCGAGGACCGCCGAAUCCUCGAAAUAUUACGAGAAAAACACCCCGAGGUGUUUCUAAACAUCAAGCGGGAGGUCGCGUCUAGCGUGGCCCCCCCGUCCCACCCGUCGCGCGCGGCUUCACCGUGCGCCGCGAUUACCCCACCCGUAGCGGCGACACCUAGGUCGCCGAGUCCCCUUUCGCGCGCUGCCUCCGACGCCGCUUCCAUCCACAACGCCGUCUGCGUUCCCCCAACCCCUCCCUCCGCCGAGCAUUCGGACUCUCCUAUGUCCGAAUGCAAUUCUUCUUCCUCAUCGUCUGAUUCGGACGAUUCAUUCAAAACCGUCACCGGUAAGCGCAAGAAGAAGCGCUCCGCCCCUCAGGCCCUUCAGGCCUCUCCGCCCGCGAAGCGCAUUCUAGCGCCCGUCGCGCCCUCUUCCGGCCCUAAGCCGUUGAUGUCGCUCAUUAUCGAGCCCCCGUCCCCUUCGGUGGAGCCUCCGACUCCAUCCGUCGCGUCCCAGCGGGGACCAAAGCUCCCGCCCCCCAUCAUUAUCCACGAUAAGGCCGUGUUCUCGAAGGUCUGCACGACGUUAAGUGGAACAAACCGCCCAUGUAGCUUCGCUGGCGCCACACGGUUCGGCGCGUGGGCGAACCGCGUCGGACCGCAAACAGCACUGGACACGCUGAUUAACUGUGAAAUAUUUAUGUGA